GAUCAACAACAAAUGAUGGUUUCCUGUACAACAGAAUGGAUAUCAUUAUGAAGAAUUUUAUCUCUGGAUUGUGUAUAUGUGUUAAUAUAACUCGGACAUCAUAGUGACUUUAACAUCAGUAGGGGUUGAUUUACCUAUGUAUAUGAUGUUAAGGGUAUCAGAUUUAACCUGAAGUUGUACGACGGGUAAUGAAAGAUCCGACGUAUGUGGCUGUCGCGAUGAAUCCUCACGAUAUUACACCAAAAAACAAGAACCUUUCCAAAUCCUUGCGGAAUUGGGAGGUGUUCCCAGGGAAGAACAAAUUCUGCUGCAAUGGCAGACUUAUGAUGGCCAGACAGACUGGCAUAUUUUACUUCACAUGCACCUUAAUCAUUGUGACAUGCGGCCUAUUUUUCGGUUUCGACUGUCCUUACCUGGCCACCAAUGUCACCCCGGCCAUACCUGCCAUAGGGGCAGCAUUAUUUAUCUUUGUGAUGGCCACUUUAUUCCGUACCAGCUUCAGUGACCCGGGGGUCAUCCCUAGGGCAACUCCAGAUGAGGCUGCUGACACAGAGAAACAAAUAGAAAUCCCGAGCACUACGUCCCCGGGUACCUACAGGCCACCUCCUAGAACUAAGGAGGUGGUUAUCAAGGGUCAGGUGGUCAAGCUCAAGUACUGCUUCACCUGUAAGAUAUUUCGGCCCCCUCGGGCUUCCCACUGCAGUCUCUGUGACAACUGUGUUGAGCGGUUCGACCACCACUGCCCCUGGGUAGGAAACUGCGUCGGGAAGAGGAAUUAUCGUUACUUCUACUUGUUCAUACUUUCACUUUCCAUUCUCUGUAUCUACAUAUUUGCCUGUGUGCUAACACAUUUAAUUUUACGUUCUCAAAAGGACAAUUUCCUUCAUGCAAUGAGGGACUCUCCAGCUAGUAUCGUAGAAGCCAUUAUAUGUUUCUUCUCCAUUUGGUCUGUGAUCGGCCUUGCUGGCUUCCAUUCAUACUUAGUGUCGUCAGAACAGACAACCAAUGAAGAUAUCAAAGGAUCCUUCUCCGCUAAAAGGGGCCAAGAAAAUUUCAACCCUUACAGUCAGGGGUCGAUAUUGAAAAACUGUUUAGUAGUGCUUUGUGGGCCAACUCCUCCAAGUUUACUGGACAGACGAGGCUUUGUGGUGCCAGAAACCCAUGAAAUCCACAGUGGACUAAAUGCUUCGACCGGCAAGGAGAGUAAUGCUGUCAAUGUGAAGCAUGAGUAUUAUGGAUCAACCAAUGAAACAAAGACCAGCAGUGUGGGAACAAAUACAAACAGUGUGGGUCCAGAGCAGGUGUUUCACGGUAGCAGUAAUGGUGUCGGUCCCGUCACCAAGCACAGCAUGAUCAGCUACCAGGGACCAGACGGCUCCAUUAACAACCGACUGCCCCCUAUCAACGGUGGAAAGAACCCCCUUUGGAAUAUGACUUUGACCCAACUUAAUUACCAUGUGGAGUCGACCCCAGUCACACAACUAGAACCGCCACCAGUUGGUCAACCCGAGUCUGAAAUUGACAGCGUACAAACUGUAGUGUACCGAUACCCCCAACAGACCAACAUUAACAGCCAGUGGGACAGCAACAGUAGUGAACAACAUCUCUUCCACAGUGCUAGUCUCAACCAACCUUCCAUGUAACUCCCGUCUGUGUGUCUGAAGUCACUCUUGAGAGAUGAAUCAUCCGAUUAUGUGUCGACGUCACACUCAAUAGUUGAAUCAGUCGAUUAAUGUGUCUGAUGUCACACUCAUUAGUUGAAUCAGUCGAUUAUGUGUCUGACGUCACUUUCAAUAGUUGAAUCAGUCAAUUAAUGUGUCGACGUCACUCUCAAUAGUUGAAUCAGUCGAUUAUGUGUCUGACGUCACUCUCGAUAGUUGAAUCAGUCGAUUAUGUGUCUGAUGUCACACUCAAUUGUUGAAUCAUCCGAUUAUGUGUCUGACGUCACUCUCAAUAGUUGAAUCGGUUGAUUAUGUGUCUGACGGCACUCUCAAUAGUUGAAUCAGUCGAUUAUGUGUCUGACAUCACUCUCAAUAGUUGAAUCAUCCGAUUAUGUAUCUGACGUCACUCUCGAUAGUUGAAUCAUCCGAUUACGUGUCUGACGUCACACUCAAUAUUCAAAUAAUCUGAUGGUAUAUUAUGUACUUAUGUCACGUCAUAUCUACUUAAAAUAUUCAUAGUCUCUGGUGACUUUCUAAAGAGUGAUAGUUUUAUUGGAAAUUUUUAACCAAGAUUUAUUCAAAGCACAAUUGUCUGUUGUCCUGACUAUGUUUUCUGGUGUUGAAGAUGUAUUUUGGGCUAUAAAUAUCUGGAGUAUAUACAUGUAGGUAAAUACUUCUUGGUGUUGUAGCAAACGGCUUUUACCCUGUACAGCUGCUUUUCUCGGAAAAAUGUGAGCCUAUCCUGGGUAUCCUUUUCUCCGGAGAUUCAGAAAUUUGUUUCUGUGUAUUAAUGAUUAUGAUAUUGGUGUCGAUAGAUACCAAGUAAUUUAUUUACAAGUACAUAUAUAUAUAUAUAUAUUAUAUAUAUCAUUACAGUUUGGAUUUCCGAAUAACCGUAACCCAGCUUCGCUGUUUUGUAUUGUCAAUCUGUGUGGGUUCCCACCUGUUAUUUAUUUCGACUGAUUUUUGUAAUUUUUGUAGUAAUUAGUAAUGGAUUUUAACAGAUGAGUUCAUAAGUAAAUUAUUUUGUUUUCUGAAAUAAAAACAAAAUGUUUAUUCUAAAAAGUUUAUUACUGUCGGCUGUCCACAGUUUUAUCAGAAAUGAUGGUUUCAACACAGACUAAAAAUCAAGAAGCAGUGAUUAGACAUGGGAAAAUACAAAAACAUAUAGGCAUGAAAUUUAUCUGGCCAUGUUCUUUUGUAUCACCAGUAAGGGGAGGUAACUGGAGCUCAACAAUUAUCCAUGACAGUUUUGGGUUCUUUAUCUUUCUUAGGGACACCAGAUGUAUAUUGUAUGUAUGGCGGAAUUUUUUCACUAAAUGUGGACAUGGUAACAUGGGCAACCGGUCAUUAACCGACCUUGAAUAGGUCACCAGAAAGUUUGUAUGAAAUACCUACCUUCCCACUGUUUGAAAAAAGAAAAAUAAUCAUAAAAAAUCACAAGAAUACCAGUCGGAGUGAUUUUAAUAUUCUAAGGGACACAAUGAAAUUUUUUUUUUUUUUUUUUUUUUUUAAGUUUUCUCUUUCUGUUAAUGUAGAGUCAUUCUAUAGAAGUUGUAGUAGUUUGGCGUUCGUUUCUUGGCCACUUUUUUAAGGCGAAUCAUUGAUGAAGUGAGUUCAUGAAACAUGAAUAUUGUGAUACAUAUUAUAAAUAAUGUCAAUUUUCUUGAUCUUGUAUUUUCUUUUUUUUAUACUUUUGCUUUGUGAUCAAUUUUAUAUAUGUAGAUAUUAUGUGUGAUUGUGUAUUUUGGGGGGAUCAUGGCAAACAUUUUGUUUGCAUGGAAAUUUAUCAUAAAAAUCAUUUGUUUUACUUUAACCAUAGGGAUGCUUUUGUGAGUGUAUAUUUAUGUUUAAAUGUUAAACAAAAUUGAAAUCCCUCACAUUUUCAUUCAGUCUAUGUCAUACUGGUUCACAACACAGUGAGCUGUUCUAUAUUGUGGAGUUAGGGAAUUAUCAAAAAUAUUUUCAUGAUUACAAGAUGAAAUUAGGUUGGAUUUGUGAUGUAUUUAAAGGCUGGUUUGAAUUUAUAAUCAGCCACCAAAGAACCGAGUUUAAAAAUUUAUAUCUUCAGAGGUUUCUUUAACACAUUAAUUUUUUCUUUUCAUGGAUUGAAUUGCUUUAAAAAUCUAACUUGUGCAUCAAUUGUGUUGAUAUAUUGCUCACCCUUGGAUGGUUAUGAUACAGUGAUGUUGUAGAAUGGACACUCGACUGGCUCACUGUUGUUUUUUGGGUGAUACGAUACACCAUGCUAACGGUAGAUAUAUACAAUGUCUGUCAUUGUAAUUACCCAUAAUGCCAUCUUCCGUGUUGUGUAUAUAUGGUUUUAUCUAUCAUAUUCACAGCUGUUACCUUGACCUGUAAAUCAUACGGAACUUGUCGUAAUGUACCGCUAUGUCAAAUCAUUUUCAAGCAUUAUCAUCUCAUUAAUACUUAUUGUUAACAGCUUGUAUUUCAUUGUUAGGUUUGUACGGUAAAAUGUUUUCGUAAGAAAGAAUGUAAACUUUAUUUAUUUUACAACAAUUGUGAAACAAGUUAUAUAACAACUUAUAUUAAUCAUGCUUGUUGGCCCCGAUUGAAACGUGCGAGGGUUCUUACUGCGGGAGGAAACCAAAGAAUCCGGGGAAAACCAACAUGGGCAGGCAGGUGACCCCAUACCUUUUCAGGUCCGAUUUGGGAAUUGAACCCCGGCCGCCUAGGUGAAAGGCAAGUGUGUUACCACUGUGCCACUCUACCAACCGUGUAUCGCAACUCCUUUGUAUACGUAACUUAUCUACUGUAAAUGUGGAAUUAACACAGGGUCAAAUUUAUGCUAAAUUUGAGAAGACCAUUUGACCAUGAAAAAUUACUGCAAUGCAAAUUAUUUUCUGAUAUAUGAAGUAUUUAUAGAACAGAUGGAAAAUAAAUAUUCGUGGAAAUAACCCCAACAUGUAUAGAUUACAAAUCAAAAUCGCGAAAUUGAUAACCCGCAGAAAUAGCCAUGCUUACAGUGUCCAGACAAAUCAUUCAUCUGGUUCAGUUUUGGUUUUUGAGAGAGAGAGAAAAAAAUAGUUGAACAAAUCUUUUGUGCUUCUGACACUUUAAAAUUUAACAUGAAAUAAACUCAUCAGUUCCUCGAUACAAGCACGUUAAAUGUUUUAAUAUCUGACUUACAAUCAUACUGUCAGGUAAAUAUCUUUCAUUAGACUGUGAUGUAGAUCAAGUUGUAGUCAAAUGGAGUGUAAUGUUAAUUCUUGUGAUUGUGUUAUUGGAG
Molecule: messenger RNA, 4911 nt
Organism: Pecten maximus
Lineage: Eukaryota; Metazoa; Mollusca; Bivalvia; Pectinida; Pectinidae
Product: palmitoyltransferase ZDHHC9-like
Exons: 11
Coding region: 189-1643 (484 amino acids)
Biological process (GO): peptidyl-L-cysteine S-palmitoylation; protein targeting to membrane
Cellular component (GO): Golgi apparatus; endoplasmic reticulum
Molecular function (GO): protein-cysteine S-palmitoyltransferase activity
Source: RefSeq, a predicted model, not a curated record